AUGCAACAACUGUCCCCUAUACCUCCCCUCUCAACUCCGUCCAAGGACCGUGACAGGUUUAUCAGAGUUCUAGUUUCCCCCAGCAGUGAACACAUGGGUGAAAGUGAUGAGAACGUGGAACAAGGCAACUGGUCCUCGAAGACCGACUACCUGCUCUCAAUGAUCGGCUGUGCUGUGGGUAUGGGCAACGUCUGGAGAUUCCCUUACCUGGCUUACAGGAAUGGAGGAGGAGCAUUUCUCAUUCCCUACACAGUCAUGCUGGCACUUAUUGCAAUGCCAAUGUUUUUCUUGGAAACUUCCUUCGGGCAGUUUGCCAGCCUUGGUCCUGUCGCAGUGUGGAAAGCUGUGCCAAUACUACAAGGUGUGGGAAUCACUAUGGUCCUUUUCAGUACAUUCAUUGAUAUUACUUACAACUGCAUCAUCGCCUACAGCCUGUUCUACCUGUUUGCCUCUUUCCAGUCCCCCCUGCCGUGGUCAGACUGCUUCAGCUGGUGGGGUGCAGAUGAAACCUGUAGUCGGACACCCAGAGAUCCGCUCUGCAACCUCACUCUGGACGGUGGAUAUUCUGAAGUCGUUAACACAACCUGGCUGCAGGCAAACAACAAAACCUGUUCCAAUGGAUCAGAAAUCUAUGUUCCACACCAAGGCCCAAGUGAACAAUACUGGGAAAAGUUUGUUUUACGCCGCGCAAGUUCAGUGGGCGAGACAGGGGAGAUAGUCUGGUACUUGGCCCUCUGUCUGCUUCUGGCCUGGCUGAUCGUUUGUGGAGCACUUUCUAAAGGAAUCAAAACUUCAGGAAGAUUUGCAGCGAUAAUUAUUUAUGUUAAAUCAGGAACAGAAGACAACCUAACAAUCCUUUUCCACGUUCAGGUGGUUUAUUUCACAGCAACAUUUCCGUACGUGGUUCUGACUGCACUUCUGAUUCGAGGACUGACCCUGGAGGGAGCCUGGAAAGGGAUUGAAUUCUACAUUGGAAGCGAGUCGGACUUCUCAAAGCUGGCUGAUGCUGAGGUCUGGAAAGAUGCAGCAACACAAAUAUUUUAUUCACUUGCAAUUGGCUGGGGCAGUUUAAUAACCCUGUCGUCCUACAACAAAUUCAACAACAACUGUUACAGAGACACCAUGAUCGUCUGCAUCAUUAACUGUGCCACGAGUGUGUUUGCUGGAUUUGUCAUCUUCUCCAUCCUGGGACACAUGUCUCACGUACAGGACAAGCCUGUUUCAGAGGUCGCUAAGUCAGGUUUUGGUUUGGCUUUUAUCGUGUAUCCAGAGGCUUUAACACAGUUGCCGUGGGCGCCUCUUUGGUCCAGCCUCUUUUUCUUCAUGCUGAUCACCCUGGGACUCAGCAGUCAGUGUGUUGCUGUCGAAGCAGUAAUAACAACCCUACUGGAUCAGUUCCCUGGCUUUCUGCGAUCAAGGCGUCCGUUUCUUACAGCUGCUGUUUGCCUGAUAUUUUAUUUGCUCAGCCUAACCUGCACAACACAGGCUGGAAUUUACUGGUUAAACUUAAUUGAUCAUUUCUGUGCUGGAUGGGGUAUUCUUGUCGCUGCCAAUCUGGAACUUAUCAGUGUGAGCUGGAUAUACGGUUAA
Messenger RNA from Amblyraja radiata (thorny skate), 1590 nucleotides. Its product is annotated as sodium- and chloride-dependent neutral and basic amino acid transporter B(0+)-like. Bases 1 to 1590 code for a protein of 529 amino acids. NCBI's taxonomy places the organism in Eukaryota, Metazoa, Chordata, Chondrichthyes, Rajiformes, Rajidae. The record is from RefSeq and is a predicted model, not a curated record. Gene Ontology annotation, biological process: amino acid import across plasma membrane; sodium ion transmembrane transport; beta-alanine transport. The transcript has 14 exons. Gene Ontology annotation, cellular component: plasma membrane. Gene Ontology annotation, molecular function: branched-chain amino acid:sodium symporter activity; (R)-carnitine transmembrane transporter activity; beta-alanine transmembrane transporter activity.